Messenger RNA from Emiliania huxleyi CCMP1516, 1211 nucleotides. RefSeq lists its product as hypothetical. Gene Ontology annotation, molecular function: threonine-type endopeptidase activity. Gene Ontology annotation, cellular component: proteasome core complex. The transcript has 7 exons. The record is from RefSeq and is a predicted model, not a curated record. The coding region runs from base 19 to 864 and encodes 281 amino acids. Lineage: Eukaryota; Haptophyta; Isochrysidales; Noelaerhabdaceae.
CCUGUCUCGGCGGCCGCAAUGCUGCCCAGCUCGGCGCCGCUCCACGAGGCGCUCGGCCUCGGCGGCUUCAACUUCGACAACACGCGACGGAACCAGGUCCUGGGUGCGCAGGGUGUCGCUGCGCCGCGGGUGAAAAAGACGGGCACCACGAUUGUCGGCGUCGUCUACAAGGACGGUGUGGUUCUCGGCGCAGACACGCGCGCGACUGAGGGAGAGACGGUGUGCGACAAGAACUGCGAGAAGAUCCACUACAUUGCGGACAAUAUCUGGUGCUGCGGCGCCGGCACCUCCGCCGACACCGAGGCGACCACGCAGCUCGUCUCGUCGCAGAUUGAGCUGCACCGGCUUGCGACUGGCAAGGCGCCGCGCACCAUCACCGCGCUCACGAUGCUCAAGCGCAAGCUGUUUCAGUACCAGGGCAACAUCUCUGCCGCGCUCGUGCUGGGCGGCUUCGACUGCAACGGGCCCUCCCUGUACACCGUCUACCCGCACGGCUCCACCGACUCGCUGCCCUACGUCACGAUGGGCUCCGGCUCGCUCGCUGCGAUGGCCGUCUUCGAGGCGGAGUACAAGGAUGCCAUGAGCGUGGAGGAGGCGAAGGCGCUGGUGCAGGCGGCCAUCAUGAGCGGCAUCAACAACGACCUCGGCUCGGGCGGGUCCGUCGACAUGCUCGUCAUCAACAAGGACGGGAACACCGUGCUGCGCAACGUUGUCCGGCCAAACGAGCGCAAGUUCCGAAAGGCGGGCGGCUACUCCUUCCCAAAGGGGACGGCCAAGGUGCUGACGCAAACCUUCACGCCGCUCUCCUCCCUCCCCAUCGACGUGACCACCACGCGCUCGCCAGCAGCCAUGGAGGUCGGAUAACCCGGCUGCGCCCGCGCCAAGGAAGAGCCACCCUCCCCUCGCGCCUCUGCUGAGGUCGCUCCCUCGCCGCUCCCCCCACCCGUUGGGCUCGCGCCGUGCUCGGGCCGGGUACGCACGCCACGGACACGCGCGCGUGGCGGUCUCGGUUUGGGGAGGCGGAGGCGGCGCGCGAGCUCUAGCGCGGGGUCAGCGGGGAGCCGUGCCCGCGCCGCCGCGGCCGCGCGGGGCUCGCUCGGUCCUUCCUUGUUUUGCACGUUUUCGACGUUGGGGGCUCACAACGGACUCUCCGCCCUAUUGGCAAGUGUUACAUCGCAUUUCUUGUACAAUAACACGGGCUGAAGAAGAUA